ACUGCACAAGACUGACAGCAGUUCAAACACAAGAGGUGACACAGCAGUUCAGACACUGAGCUUCACGAUCGACACACUUCAUGAUUCUGGGGUUAAACUACGGCUAAAAUGGAUUAUGAUUACACCGAUUAUAACAUCUCCUUUGAUAGCAUCAACUUCACAGACCCAUGCGGCGGUGGUAAAAACUGUACGCUCUUUGAAGAACCUGACGAUGUGAUCGGCUGGCGUCAUUGGUUUGCACUGAUAUCCUAUUCGAUCGUCUUCUUGUUGGGCGUCCCUGGCAAUGGCUUGGUUAUCUGGGUGACGGCAUUCAAGAUGCCCACUUCAGUUAAUGCCGUGUGGUUCCUGAACCUGGCCUUGACCGACCUGCUGUGCUGUUUAUCCCUGCCGCUGCUCAUGGUGCCCCUGGCUCAAGAUCAGCACUGGCCCUUCGGUCCAUUGGCUUGCAAAAUGCUGUACGGUCUACUGUAUAUGGUCAUGUACUGCAGUGUGCUGAUACUAACAGUCAUCAGUCUGGACCGCUGGAUCCUGGUGUCACGGCCCGCUUGGUGCCAGAACAAGAGGCGGCCACGCUUGGCUCGCUGGAUCUGUCUGGGUACCUGGAUGCUCGCACUCGUUGGCAGCAUUCCUCAGUUCAUCCAUAUGGAGAAAAGAGUCUUUGGGUCGAAGAUACUGUGUCGUGGCCAUUACGCAAACAUGACGCAUGCCUGGGCCAUGGUUGUGACACGAUUCCUGCUUGGCUUUCUGCUGCCCUUUCUGAUAAUCUCAUACAGCCACUGGUUAGUGUACCAGAGGACACACCAAACGUCAGCUCGGAGGCAAAGCGAGAGAUCAGCCCGGACUGUGCGUGUCAUCUUAGCCAUAGUGAUUACCUUCUUCUUUUGCUGGAUUCCCUUGCAUAUCAUUGACACUAUUGUGCUAAGCUUGCCCCAUUCAAUGGGUGAAACAAGAGCAAACCUUUCCCUGGCUCAGGUAUUAGCGCUUUGCCUGGCCUAUUUCAACAGCUGCCUGAACCCACUGCUCUAUGUCUGCCUGGGCCGUGGUUUUAAAGAGAGCUUGACCAAGACACUUAAGAGCGUCCUCAACUUCGCUUCCGAAGAGCCGACUCGAGGGGUCAGCAUAUCAAUCACCAAGAGCACCACCGACACAAACUACUGAGAGAAGAUGGUUUUAGUGGCUACCAGAAAAACCAUACUCUGCUGCGCAAUGACAAACAUCCAUUGAAUGUGCAACAAUGAACUGAACUCGAGAGUGUGACACCGAUUCCAGAGCCCUUUCCAGCAUUUUUGUAGUUUAAUACUGUUGGGUUUUUUCCAUUGACUUGGUUAGUUGUUAUAGAAAAGGGUCUAGUAAAAUCUUCAGAAUUACAGCAUGAAUAUUAAACCUGAAGAUUAUUCAUAAAAAAUAAUAAUCAGAUAUAAAUAUUCUGUAUGUUGCCAUAUACGUUUUAAAAAGACUCACUUUUUGCAUAUUUUUUGUUGUCAUUUUAAAAUUAGCCAUUUGGAUAUUAUUAACAUAAUGGAAAGUGGUAUAGUGGCCAGCAUUGUGGCUUAAUUGGUUUAUAGAUCAGAUGGUUAGGUGUUCAAACCCCAUUACUGCCAAGCCGCUACUCUUGGCCGCGUGCUCUCAGCCCAGCUUUCUAACAAGCAGGUGCAUAUGAAGCAAAUUUUCACUGUACUGUAAUGCAUAUGUGUUAAAAGAAGUCUUUUUUUCUUACUAUUUCCAGAUUUGUAUGUGACGUCAGUUAAUAAAGGAGCAUGUGUGUAAAUAUGUGGGGUAUUCAAGUCAAACUGGGACUUACGAGGAUAUUUCUGGUGAAUGAAGGUAUGACACUGAUUAGCAUUCACUAUCAUAAAUAGUGAUCCUGGCCGAAGCGGCUGCAGUCAUCCUCAUGAAUAUUUGACAAGUCGAACGCCUGAAAAUUAUUUUGUUUUAAAAAUCAACAGAUAAAUUGUCAACUACUGUCAACUGUGUGUGGGAACUGUAAACUCAAUUAAUCAUUCACCAACACUACUUGUACAUUACUGGAGCUAUAGGCUGGUAGUUAUUGCAGUCCUGACCUCACUCCAAGCUACUUUUACAUGUUUGGGCCAUUAAAGGAGUUCCUGGGAGGCCGGCGUUUCAGAUGCGAAUCAGACAGACAGUCCGAUCAUGGCUCCGGUGAACUGGGAAUACUCUUACUCGGUAUCCAAGCACUAGUGAACCACUGGAAUAGGUGCAUUAACGUAGCAGGGGAUUAUAUAGAGCUUUUACUCUCAUAACUGUUCUGUUAUUCUGUACAAUCAAAAGUCCCGGUUUGACUUGAACAUCCCGUGUACAAAAUAGGCUUUCUCAAUUGUACAUUAAGAUAGAAUUAAAUUAUCAGUUUUCAACCUGCUCUUUCGUGUCUAAUCUUUAACCACUAAAAAAACAUAUUCCCAGAAAAGAAAACGGUGAACAACUUCAGUGCCAUUUCCAUAUUUAAAAUUUUUACGGAUCCGAAACUUGCAAUGUAGGAAAUAUUCGUUUUUUAGCAUGCCUGUCCGUCUGUUUUUCAACUGCACAUUUUUUAUAUACAUUUAUUUUGCACGAAUAUAUGUUUUUACAAAU
Messenger RNA from Clarias gariepinus (North African catfish), 2589 nucleotides. RefSeq names its product C5a anaphylatoxin chemotactic receptor 1-like. The record is from RefSeq and is a predicted model, not a curated record. Gene Ontology annotation, molecular function: G protein-coupled receptor activity; complement receptor activity. Gene Ontology annotation, biological process: positive regulation of cytosolic calcium ion concentration; phospholipase C-activating G protein-coupled receptor signaling pathway; inflammatory response. Lineage: Eukaryota; Metazoa; Chordata; Actinopteri; Siluriformes; Clariidae. The transcript is spliced from 2 exons. Gene Ontology annotation, cellular component: plasma membrane. Bases 109 to 1158 code for a protein of 349 amino acids.